AGCGGUGUUGGUAACCUGGAAACCAACGAAGCUGUUUAGAUGUAGUACACUCGUGGAAUCAAAUCACUGUGCAGAUACGAUAGACUUGUGAGAUUAGGAUGCCAUUUAUACAGACAAUCGAAUUUAUUUUGCAACAUUGCUGUUGAAUGACCUUUUCUGUGCAUUCUCGGAUAUAGUAAUCUGCUGCAUAAUGUUCAUUUACCUCAGUAAAAAGAUUGCAAUUCCUAACAAUAUUCGAUUGAAAUGCGUUUCCUGGAACAAGGACCAAGGUUUUAUUGCCUGUGGUGGAGAAGAUGGACUUCUUAAAGUUCUGAAAUUGGAAACACAGACAGAUGAUAACAAACUGAAGGGGCUUGCAGCACCCAGUAAUCUCUCCAUGAAUCAAACUUUGGAUGGACAUAGUGGUGCUGUGCAAGUGGUAACAUGGAAUGAGCAGUAUCAGAAGCUGACUACUAGUGAUCAGAAUGGACUCAUCAUUGUAUGGAUAUUGUAUAAAGGGUCAUGGUAUGAGGAAAUGAUUAAUAACCGAAAUAAAUCAGUUGUUAGGAGUAUGAGCUGGAAUGCUGAUGGACAGAAGAUCUGCAUUGUAUAUGAAGAUGGAGCUGUAAUUGUUGGAUCAGUGGAUGGUAAUCGAAUUUGGGGAAAAGAAUUGAAAGGUAUUCAGCUGUGUCAUGUAGCAUGGUCCCCAGACAGUAGAAACCUACUUUUUGGGAUGGCAAAUGGAGAAAUACAUAUUUAUGACAAUCAGGGCAACUUCAUUAUGAAGAUGGCAGUGAACUGCUUGACUAAUGUGACUGGUGCAGUCAGCAUAGCUGGAAUUCACUGGUAUUCUGGAACAGAAGGUUAUGUUGAACCAGACUGUCCUUGUUUGAUGAUUUGUUUUGACAAUGGAAGAUGCCAGAUAAUGAGACAUGAACAUGAGGAAAAUCCAAUUUCAUUCGACACUGGCAUGAAUGUAGUUGGUGUUCAGUGGAACCACUGUGGUAGUGUGUUAGCUAUUGCAGGGUCUCAGAAAGCAGCAACAGAAGAUAAGGAUGUUAAUGUUGUUCAGUUUUACACACCUUUUGGAGAGCACUUGCGUACUUUGAAGGUCCCUGGUAAACAAAUGGCUGCAGUGUCUUGGGAAGGAGGUGGCUUAAGAAUCGCUCUAGCUGUAGAUUCUUUUAUAUAUUUUGCUAAUAUUAGACCGAAUUACAAGUGGGGCUAUUGCUGCAACACUGUGGUUUAUGCAUAUACCAGACCAGAUCGUCCUGAAUACUGCGUUAUCUUCUGGGAUACCAAGAAUAAUGAAAAACAUGUGAAAUAUGUCAAGAGUCUUUUGUCCAUAACAACUUUUGGAGACUUCUGUAUCCUGGCAACUAAAGUAGAUGAAAAUGCCCCUCAGGAGGAGAAUGAAACUGAUUCUGUUGGUUCAUCGUAUGCCCUUGUACUUUGCAAUUCUAUUGGGACACCUCUGGAUUCCAAAUAUAUCGAUGUUGAGCCAUUGUUUGUGACCAUGACCAAAACACAUGUAAUUGCUGCUUCCAAGUUAGCAUUCUAUAUUUGGCAGUACAGAGUGGCGAAAAAACUAACGGCAUUGGAGAUAAAUCAGGUAGCACGGACUAAGAAAGAGGGGCGUGAAAGGGUUUAUCAUAUUGAUGACACACCUUUGGGAUCUGGAGAUGGAACCUGUGACUUCAGCAAAUCCUUUUGCGCAACAAGGGAUCCUAUUUGCUGUAUAACUGCAUCUGACAAGACAUUAAUUGUGGGUCGUGAAUCUGGUACCAUUCAGAAGUACAGUCUUCCUAAUGUUGGAUUGAUCCAAAAAUAUGCUGUAAAUUGUCGUGCAUAUCAGUUGUCUCUUAACUGUAAUUCCAGCCGCCUUGCUAUUAUAGAUAUUACUGGAGUUCUCACUUUCUUUGACUUGGAGAGAAGAGACAACAGUGGGCAACAAGUCACAAGUGAGCAACCAAAAUUUGAACGUAAAGAUGUAUGGGAUAUGAAAUGGGCAAAUGACAAUCCAGAUUUGUUUGCCAUGAUGGAGAAGACCAGAAUGUAUGUCUUCAGAAAUUUGGAUCCUGAGGAACCUAUUCAGACAUCUGGUUAUAUAUGCAACUUUGAAGAUUUAGAAAUUAAGUCUGUUCUUUUGGAUGAAAUCUUGAAGGAUCCAGAGCACCCCAACAAAGACUAUGUUAUCAAUUUUGAGAUCCGCUCUCUACGGGACAGUAGGGCACUGAUUGAAAAGGUUGGAAUUGAAGAGGCAUCUCAGUUUAUAGAAGAUAAUCCACAUCCUAGACUCUGGCGUUUGCUAGCAGAAGCUGCUCUUGAGAAGUUGGACCUGAAAACUGCUGAACAAGCUUUUGUACGUUGUAAGGAUUAUCAAGGAAUUCAGUUUGUAAAGCGUUUAGGCAAUCUCCAGAGUGAGUCUAUGAAAACUGCAGAGAUUGCAGCUUAUUUUGGCAGAUUUGAAGAAGCUGAAAGAAUGUACUUGGACAUGGACAGAAGGGAUCUUGCCAUUAGCCUUCGUAUUAAACUUGGAGACUGGUUUAGAGUCCUGCAGCUCCUGAAGACGGGUUCUGGUGAUGCUGAUGAUACUCUUCUUGAACAAGCUUAUAAUGCCAUUGGAGAUUAUUUUGCAGAUCGACAAAAAUGGGUGAAUGCCGUUCAAUAUUAUAUUCAAGGCCAAAACCAGGAGCGAUUAGCAGAAUGUUGUUAUAUGCUGGAAGACUAUGAAGGACUGGAGAAGAUAGCAAACUCACUUCCUGAAAAUAAUAAACUGCUACCAGAUAUAGCGCAUAUGUUUGUAACAGUAGGCAUGUGUGAGCAAGCAGUGGGUGCUUAUUUAAAAUGUAACCAACCCAAAGCAGCAGUGGAUACGUGUGUACAUCUGAAUCAGUGGAAUAAAGCCAUUGAAUUAGCAAAGAAUCAUAACAUGAAAGAAAUUGGUCCUCUUCUGGCCAAGUAUGCAUCUCAUUUGCUGGAGAAGAAUAAAAUCCUAGAUGCCAUUGAACUUUAUCGCAAAGCCCACAAUUUUCUGGAUGCUGCUCGACUCAUGUUUAAGGUUGCUGAUGAUGAAGCAAAGAAGAAAACAAAGCCUCUUCGAGUGAAGAAACUGUAUGUUUUGGCAGCUUUACUUGUAGAAGACUAUCAUGAACAAAUGAAAAACACUCAGAGAGGAAAAAUUAAAGGGAAAAAAUCUGAGGCUACUUCAUCCUUAGCCGGGCUUUUAGAAGAAGAUGCUUCUUCUUCAGAUAACCGAAUUAUUGAUCUUCCUUGGCGUGGAGCUGAAGCUUACCAUUUCUUUUUACUUGCUCAGAGGCAGCUAUAUGAGGGUUAUGUUGAUGCAGCUAUGAGAACAGCUCUUCAUUUGCGUGACUAUGAAGACAUUAUCCCACCAGUUGAGAUCUAUUGCUUGUUAGCCUUGUGUGCCUGUACUAACAGAGCAUUUGGCACUUGUUCUAAGGCAUUUAUUCAUCUUGAGUCUUUGGAGAGCAUUAGCCCAGAUCAGAGGCAGCUAUAUGAAGAUUUAGCCCUGGAGAUCUUCACAAGACACAGUCCUAAGGAUAACAAAAAAUCAGACCUGGAUAGUUUUCCCGAAAGUGGAGAAGGGAAACUUCCAACCUGCAUUGUAACAGGACGGCAAAUCACAGAUUACCAGUUCUGGAUGUGCAGCACCUGUAAACACAGUGCACAAGAGCAACAAAUCAACAAAUUCAGCUUUUGUCCUCUCUGCCAUAGUCCAUUAGUAUAGCAUGGACCUUAUAAAAUAAACUGCAAAUAUACCUUUUUAUAAAUAUUUUCAUGUACAUUUAUAUGUUCUUAUGAACUAUAUUAAAUAUGUCUCAGUUACUGUAUUUUAUACAUAGAA
Molecule: messenger RNA, 3847 nt
Organism: Protopterus annectens (West African lungfish)
Lineage: Eukaryota; Metazoa; Chordata; Ceratodontiformes; Protopteridae
Gene: WDR35
Product: WD repeat domain 35
Exons: 28
Coding region: 191-3730 (1179 amino acids)
Biological process (GO): protein localization to cilium; non-motile cilium assembly; intraciliary retrograde transport
Cellular component (GO): non-motile cilium; intraciliary transport particle A
Molecular function (GO): protein binding
Source: RefSeq, a predicted model, not a curated record